ACCUUCCCAUCACACUUCAGUCCCUUAGAGACUGCCUUUGGGAAUGGAGGGCAACCAAUCAUGGAUCACAGAAUUCAUCCUGCUGGGCUUCCAGCUCAGUGAAGACAUGGAAUUGCUCCUCUUUGUUAUCUCCAUCCUGUUAUAUACCUUCAACCUGCUGGCAAAUGGCACGAUCUUGGGACUCAUCUUGCUUGACCCCAGACUGCACACCCCCAUAUACUACUUUCUGUCUCAUCUGGCCAUCACCGACGUAGCGUAUGCUUCCAGUCAUUUGCCCAAUAUGUUGGAAAACCUAGUGAAACACAAGAAAACCAUCUCCUAUUUCUCAUGCACCAUGCAGAUGGUUUCCUAUUUGGCCUUUGCUUCUGUAGAGUGCCUGACUUUGGUGGUCAUGUCAUAUGACCGGUUUGUGGCGAUCUGCCUCCCACUGCAGUACACGGUCAUCAUGAACUGGAGGGUGUGCACGUUCCUGGCCAUUGCUUGCUGGGUAUGUGGAUUUUCCUUGGCCAUAGUCCAAGGAAGUCUGUUUCUACGGCUGCCCUUCUGUGGGCCCCAGAAGGUAAACCACUUCUUCUGUGAAAUCCGAUCUGUCCUCAAAGUGACCUGUGGAGAAACCUGGAUCAAUGACAUUUUCCUCCUUGCAGAUGGUGUCUUUAUCUUAAUUGCUCCCAUUUCCCUGGUGCUGGUCUCCUACACGCAAAUCCUCAGGGCCAUCGUGAAGAUUCAGUCAAAGGAGGGCCGCAAGAAAACCUUCUCCACCUGCUCCUCCCACCUCUGUGUGGUUGGGUUCUACUUUGGCAUAGUCCUGAUGGUGUACAUGAUCCCUGACGAUGAUAAUCGAGAGGAGCCGCAGAAAAUCCUUUUCCUGUUUUACACUUUCUUCAACCCAUUACUGAACCCCCUCGUCUACAGUCUAAGGAACGCUCAAGUGAAGGCUGCCUUCCACAGAGUACUGCAGAAAAGGAGGACAGUGUGA
Molecule: messenger RNA, 976 nt
Organism: Bubalus bubalis (water buffalo)
Lineage: Eukaryota; Metazoa; Chordata; Mammalia; Artiodactyla; Bovidae
Product: olfactory receptor 2A2-like
Exons: 1
Coding region: 44-976 (310 amino acids)
Biological process (GO): G protein-coupled receptor signaling pathway
Cellular component (GO): membrane
Molecular function (GO): olfactory receptor activity; G protein-coupled receptor activity
Source: RefSeq, a predicted model, not a curated record